Ostertagia ostertagi is the source of this 1152-nucleotide messenger RNA. The record is from the annotation of a GenBank genome assembly. Lineage: Eukaryota; Metazoa; Nematoda; Chromadorea; Rhabditida; Trichostrongylidae.
AUGACUGCGGAGGGCAAAGUCUGGAACCAUAAUGAAGGAGAGUACGAGAAUGUCCUCCUUUUCUUCGACACAGGCGCUCAAAAAACUGUUAUUGAGGAAUCCCUCGCUGACCGUCUGGGCUUACUAAGGCAGACUACUGAAGUGUGCUCAAUGUCAGGCAUAGGAGGUUACAUUGAGCGCUUCAAAAGCCACGCUGUGAAUGUAAAACUAAGCACAGUAUUUGGCGAAGAGCUCGAAAUGAAAGUUCGGACAAAACCAGUUAUCACUAGAGGAUUCCCAAGUGUGAAGCUGAUUUCUACUGAUAUUGCGUUCUUGAAAGAGAAGCAUAUUUGCUUGUCUAACUCAAAACUUCGUGGAGAGAGUCAAAAACCUCACAUUCUCGUGGGACUAGACUAUUACCACGAGCUGAUAACUCCAAAUAGUACUGUGCAAACCCCCUCAGGCCUUCACAUUACAAAUACUUUAUUUGGACCCACCAUUUAUGGGAAAGGUGCCUUACAUGCAGAAACCACAAAUGACACUACGUGCUAUGAAAUGACACACAUCCAAGAAAAUCUAGAGACAUUUGCAGCAUUGACUCAAAUUGAAUCUCCACCAAACAGCAGACCACUGACGAAGAUGAAUCCUCACGAACCCAACAGAAUUUCUCCAUGUCCCAUCGGAUUCCAGCAAGAACAUGUGGAUUUGUUUCUUCUCCGAAGAGAAAGCAUCGAUUCGAGUGAAUUGGAAAACUCUGUCAUCGAUAUCCGUGAUCAGCCCUGCGCGGUUAAUCACUUUUACUCAACCAGUAGAGAAUUUUCGUCACCGCCUCGCCCACAUCUUCCAUCGCCGUCCUAUCCACAUCACCAUCGUCAAGCCGUCCGCCUCAGCCAUUCUUCAAACCUACACCACAAAAAGCAGUCUACAUGUGUCAACGAGCUGACUCAAACGCCGAGCCGCUUCAUUCUCCAACGAGCUGAUCAACGAGACGAAACACUUAUUCAUAAUGAUGCACAUACAUAUAUUCGUUGCCCGCGGGAGUGUCGUCGACGACGACCCCUGCAAUACUGUAACCGACUAACAUCCCGGCCUGCCGGCGGUGCUGCAGGGGCUCGGGUGCCUCUCACCUCGAGUGGACUUCUCGAUUGGGGCGGAGUGCGGAGUAUUUCCUAA